AUGCUUGUCGAAAUUCCUAGAUGGACUAAUGCUAAAAUGGAAAUUUGUAAAGAGGAAUACCUCAAUCCUAUUAAGCAAGAUAUCAAAAAAGGACAGCUGAGAUAUGUAGAUAAUGUGUUUCCUCACAAGGGCUAUAUGUGGAAUUACGGUGCACUACCACAGACUUGGGAGGAUCCUAAUCAUUUCGACAAGGAUACUAAUGCCAAAGGUGACAACGACCCUAUUGAUGUGUGCGAAAUCGGCUCUCUGAUUUUUGAACGAGGCAGUGUCGUGCCAGUUAAAAUUUUAGGGAUACUUGCAAUGAUCGAUGAAGGUGUAUUAUUUUUAUCUAAGAUCUUAUUUUAUUUAGGUGAAACCGACUGGAAAUUAAUUGCCAUCCACGCUAAUGAUCCUCUCGCGAAAGACCUUGAUGGUAAAUCCACCUAUUUUCUACGGUUCUAG
This is a messenger RNA of Protopolystoma xenopodis, 441 nucleotides long. The record is from the annotation of a GenBank genome assembly. Lineage: Eukaryota; Metazoa; Platyhelminthes; Monogenea; Polystomatidea; Polystomatidae.